Bacillus rossius redtenbacheri is the source of this 1373-nucleotide messenger RNA. Its product is annotated as alpha-1A adrenergic receptor-like. Gene Ontology annotation, cellular component: plasma membrane. Bases 1 to 1092 code for a protein of 363 amino acids. The transcript is spliced from 5 exons. Lineage: Eukaryota; Metazoa; Arthropoda; Insecta; Phasmatodea; Bacillidae. Gene Ontology annotation, biological process: adenylate cyclase-activating adrenergic receptor signaling pathway; phospholipase C-activating G protein-coupled receptor signaling pathway; positive regulation of cytosolic calcium ion concentration. The record is from RefSeq and is a predicted model, not a curated record. Gene Ontology annotation, molecular function: alpha1-adrenergic receptor activity.
AUGCGCAACGCGUGCCGGUCGCCGGAGGACGCGCCGUGGCCGGGUCCGGCGCCGCUGCUGGCGCUGCAGGCGGCCGCCCUGGCGCUCGUGGUGCUGCUCACGGUGCUCGGCAACCUGGUGGUGAUCCUCGCCGUGGCGCAGUCGCCGGCCCUGCGCGCGCCCACGCACGCGCUCAUCGCCAACCUCGCCGUGGCCGACCUGCUGCUGGGCGUGGCCGUGCUGCCGCUGUCCGCCGUCAGGGAGGUGUCGGGCUUCUGGCUGCUCGGCCGCCAGCUGUGCGAGGCGUGGUUGGCGCUGGACGUGCUGUGCUGCACCGCCUCCAUCCUGUCGCUGUGCGGCAUCUCGGUGGACCGCUACGUGGGCGUGUCCCGCCCGCUGGCGUACGCGCGCAUCAUGACGGGCGGCCGCGUGCGCGCCAUGAUCGCCGGCGUGUGGGUGCUGGCGCUCGCCAUCAGCCUGGCGCCGCUGCUGGGCUGGCGCGACGAGACGCCGCCCGCGGCGCUGCAGUGCCACGUCAACAAGCAGCUGGGGUACGUGAUCUUCUCGGCGUGCGGCUCGUUCUACGUGCCGGCGGCGGUGAUCCUGGUGCUGUACGCGCUGGUGUACCGCGCCGCGGCGCGCCACUCGCGCUUCCUGCGGCGCGGCAGCCGCGUCACGCGCGCCGCGGUCACGCUGCGGGUUCACGCCGGCGACCAGACGCAGCGGGUCGCGGGUCCGGAUCGCCCGGCGGGAGGCGCCGCCAGCUUCCGGCGCGAGAAGAAGGCGGCGCAGACGCUGGGCAUCGUGGUGGGAGGCUUCCUGCUGUGCUGGUUCCCCUUCUUCGUGGUGCUGCCGCUAGACGCGGCGUGCGCGGCCUGCGACCUGUCGGGCGCUCCCUUCACCGUCACCUUCUGGCUCGGCUACUGCAACUCGUGCCUGAACCCCUUCAUCUACGCGUGCUGGUCGCGCGAGCUGCGACAGGCCUUCCGCGCCGUGGCGUGCCGGCGGCGGCCCCGCCCCGCGCUCGCCCCGUCCCGCCCCACGGGGUCGGCGGGGAGAGUAGUUGCGCGGAACUGGAGCGCCGCGCCGUCAACCGGCUUCGGCUUAUCAUGAAAAACCACCUGACGUGAUUUUUUGGCAACCAUGGAAAAAAAAAACUGCAGUCAAGAUGACCGUACCAAAAGUUGAAUCUUGGUCCAAUGGACUGUGAAUCCAGGGUAUUAUCACUUUUAUGCUUCCUUGCUUCAUUGAACCUUCUUUCUAAUUGUCUUGGGAGAGGUUUUAUUCAUUGGUUACACUGUAUCUGCUCCUACAUUCAAGGAACACAAAUAAUGCAUGGUAAAAAAAAAAAAAACUUAAAAGUGUUUAACUACAAAUUACAAUGUAGCUCUUAA